Messenger RNA from Patella vulgata (common limpet), 5742 nucleotides. RefSeq names its product GMP reductase 2. The transcript has 7 exons. Lineage: Eukaryota; Metazoa; Mollusca; Gastropoda; Patellidae. The coding region runs from base 63 to 1118 and encodes 351 amino acids. Gene Ontology annotation, molecular function: GMP reductase activity. Gene Ontology annotation, cellular component: GMP reductase complex. The record is from RefSeq and is a predicted model, not a curated record. Gene Ontology annotation, biological process: nucleotide metabolic process.
UCUGAGACUGUCAACACUUUUUUUCUUUUUCAAGGUAGAAAUCAGACGGGAAGGGCUCAAGUAUGCCGCGAAUUGACAACGAUAUCAAGCUUGAUUUUAAAGAUGUUCUUUUCAGACCGAAACGAAGUACGAUUCGCAGCCGAUCUGAUGUUGAUCUCACCAGAUCGUUCAUCUUCCGUAACUCGGGCCAAACGUACACUGGUAUUCCUGUUAUGGCUGCCAAUAUGGACACUGUUGGUACUUUUGAAAUGGCAAAAGCUUUAUCAAAGCAUCUGAUGUUUACCACCAUACAUAAACAUUAUUCUGUUGAUGCAUGGAAGGAAUUUGCUGCUGCUAAUAAAGAUGCUCUUCCACAUUGUGCUGUAAGUGCUGGUAUCGCGGAGGGAGAUCUACAAAAGCUCAGUGAGAUUCUAGAAGCUGUUCCGGAACUCUCUUUUAUUUGUCUUGAUGUUGCUAAUGGGUACUCAGAACAUUUUGUUCAAUUUGUGCGAGAUGUAAGAAAGAAAUUCCCCAAACACACCAUAAUGGCUGGUAAUGUUGUAACAGGGGAGAUGGUGGAAGAAUUGGUUUUAUCGGGUGCUGAUAUAAUUAAAGUAGGUAUUGGUCCGGGUUCUGUCUGUACAACACGUAAGAAGACUGGAGUUGGAUAUCCACAACUCUCAGCUGUUAUAGAAUGUGCUGAUGCAGCUCAUGGCCUUGGUGGACAUAUUAUAUCGGAUGGUGGAUGUACCUGUCCUGGAGAUGUUGCCAAGGCAUUUGGUGCAGGAGCUGAUUAUGUCAUGAUGGGUGGAAUGUUAGCUGGACAUACAGAAUCGGGUGGAGAGUUGAUAGAACAAAAUGGAAAGAAGUUUAAAUUGUUUUACGGAAUGAGUUCAGCUACGGCCAUGAAGAAACAUGCUGGAGGCGUAGCUGAAUACAGAGCUUCCGAGGGUAAAACUGUUCAGAUUGAAUAUCGUGGGGAUGUAGAAAAGACAGUUCAGGAUGUUUUGGGUGGAAUAAGAUCAACAUGUACCUACGUUGGAGCGUCGAAACUGAAAGAAUUGAGCCGUAGAACGACAUUUAUUCGUGUGACACAACAAAUCAAUGAAGUUUAUAGUUCAGUUACUACCCAGCAUUAAUCUAUGUUAUUAGGGCUAGAAAUAAACAAAUUGUCAAGUCAUUGAUAGCGUGCCUCAUGCAACCAAAAUUUUCCCUGCUGUUGAACUCGACACGGCGAAUGUGCACUCGUCAGCGGCUUUUCUCGAAUUGAUUUCUGACUUGUCACGUGGUGCGAUAACGCUCAGUACAAGAGUCUAUAAAUAACCAUUGCAUAUGAAAUUCUCUACACAUCUACACAGGGUCUCUGAUAUAAUCCUAUUAGUACCAAACCUUUUCUGUGAAAUUGUACUAGUUUUGGCCCAGUUACAGCUUGAGUCUUUAAUAAACUCCUAUUAGUACCAAACCUUUUCUGUGAAAUGGCGACAAUGUAAUAUUAUUUUUAUCUGAAAUCUGCUUACUUCUAGCCCUAUAUAAUUUGAUAUAACAAUCGUCUCUUUAUAUUGUUGUGUUUCUAUUGGUCAGCGUAAAAGCUUUAAAUAUUCAGUAUUAUAAUCAUAUGUAGAGACAUUUUUAUUACCAUGCCAACAGAUUUUGAUUUUACAACAUUAGGAUUAAUGGAUAUAUUGUGAUAUUGCAAUUGCAUCAUGAUUUGAAACAAUGAAAAUAGUAUAUGAAAUAACUGCUUUGUUGAUAGGUAUAUAUAUUUUAGUAAUUGAACAUAUUAACACAAGGUACAAUUUUAUUUAUGCAGAUAAAAGACGCAUUCACAGUAAUAAAAAUAAUUGUGUAUGCAUAAAAUUGUAUUGUGUGUUUAUAUGCAAUAGGCAUGGAAAAACAAGCCUACAAGUAGAUUAUAAGAGUAAAUACCACCCUUGUCAGGCACCAUUGUACGAAAUCGGAUAUCUGUAAAACGAAUUUAAAAAGUCUUUACUAAUACAUGUAUAUCUGGUAUUGUUUUGUUUUAGAAUAUAGAAGCCUGUGUUAUUGUUUUUGGUUACCAAACAUGUUUAAAUAUUGUAACCUCUUAUUUUUUUCUUUUUGUUUAAAGUUGAAUUCAAAAUUCUUAAUGUAUUGACUGUUUUUGACUCAGUACAUCAAGAAUUGUAAAGAUUAUUUAGCCUGAUUGAUUGUAUUAGCAAAUGAAAUGUGGUAAUUUAAGCCUAGCGCAUGCUGCCAACUUUCUUACAGUAAUAGAAGCAAUGAUCAUUUGUUAGGCAGUCAGCUAUGCAGUUGAGUUAUUGCCAUUGCUGAUCAUGUGACCAGUCAAAAUGGCAGCUCCCAUAGAGGAAAAUCUAGCUGAGAUGGGUGGCCAUUUUGUAAAAUCACAUGAUAUUUUAGAUUGUGCUGAUUGAUCGAUGAAAAAAACUCAACAAGAGAUUGCUUACUGUCGCAUGCAUAUCAGUGACAAGCAUAUGGGGCGAUUUCUUUUUCUAGCGAUUAAAAUUUGCUAACAAAUUGCCAGAGAAAAUGGCAGGUUUGCACUAGGCUUUAGUGAUAUUAAAUUGUUAAAUAUUUCUAUAUGGCAUUUAUAAUUAAGGAGAUAAUUUUAAAUAAUGUUUGAAAUUAAUAUAGCUCAGUUUAAAGUGUUGCAUUUUGGGUAAAUGAUAUUGAAUUAGACAAUAUUUUCAGGUGAUUUAAAGGAGCUUAAAGUAUUGCAUUUUGGGUAAAUGAUAUUGAAUUAGAUGAUAUUUUCUGUUUAAAUCAUGUUUGAAAUUAAUACAGCUUAGUUUAAGGUGUUGCAUUUUGGGUAAAUGAUGUAUUGAAUUAAAUAAUAUUUUGGGGUGAUUUAAAGGAGCUUAAAGUAUUGAAUGAAAGUAUGGUCAAAGAUCGCUCAUAUGACACCUGACGCGAUGUCCCACUAUAACCUGUCAGAUAUUAUGUAGCAGAGGCCAUUGAAAGUAUAUAAAAGACGAAAUGAAAUAUAGUUUAAUCAGAUUGAGCCGAUAGUGAAAGUGACCAUCUUGAGAGAGUACCUGUAUAGCGAGAUAGAUUCAGAAAUUCCCGUUAGCUCUCAUAUGUAUUUUUUUUUUCAGGCACCUUUUGAACAAAGUGUUAUCGAUAAUUUCUUUAGCAUUUAACAAAUUUGAUAUUAUUAAAACAAUAUUGUCUUUAGCAUUUAUUAAUUUUGUCUAGCAUUUAAUAAUUUUCUCAAAUUUUGAUAUUAAAAAUGAUAUUGGUAAGGAUUUACUAGAUUAUUAAUAUUGAUUUAUAGUUUUACACCCCCCCCCCCCCCCACACACACACACAGAAAAUACAGGUAAAAACCGAUAUUAACAUGGUUAAAAUGAUAUGAAUUAGAAUAUCAUGGUUUUUAACAGCAUAUAAGACCUGGAUUGAUAAGUCUAGUGACCUAGGGCAUUGAUUCGGUCUCUUUAGUCCCAUACGUCAUCGUUGACAAUUACGAAUCGCAGAAAGUAAUCUCCCUGUAUCGUAGGAUUUCACGAUGUAUACAUUAUCUAGAAAUCCAUCUUAUCAUUAACGCAAACUUAUAGUGAAGGCAAUUUGCAAUCGAUUAAAAUACAUUUCAGAGUUUAAACUGCUAGAACAAUAAUUCUGUUGAAAUUUUCGAGAUUUCAACCUAAACAGCUGUAACAAAGAAAGUAAUAUAACGUCAUAAUUUAACAUUUUGUGUUUUAUCUCAUGAUUGAUGUUGUCUGUAUCUGAAUGUUCAUCUCAUCAUGAUUGGUGUUGUCUGUAUCUAGAUAUUUAUCUCAUCAUGAUUGAUGUGAUCUGGAUAUUUAUCUCAUCAUGAUUGGUGUUAUCUGUAUCUAGAUAUUUAUCUCAUGAUGAUUGGUGUCAUCUGUAUCUAGAUAUUUAUCUCAUCAUGAUUCGUGUUAUCUGUAUCUGGAUUAUAUAUAUUUAUCUUAUCAUGAUUGAUGUUAUCUGUAUCUAGAUAUUUAUCUCAUCAUGAUUGGUGUUAUCUGUAUCUAGAUAUUUAUCUCAUCAUGAUUCGUGUUAUCUGUAUCUAGAUAUUUAUCUCAUCAUGAUUGAUUUUAUCUGUAUCUAGAUAUUUAUCUCAUGAUUGGUGUUAUCUGUAUCUCAUCAUGAUUGAUGUUAUCUGUAUCUAGAUAUUUACCUUAUCAUGAUUGGUGUUAUCUGUAUCUAGAUAUUUAUCUCAUCAUGAUUGGUGUUAUCUGUAUCUAGAUAUUUAUCUCAUCAUGAUAGGUGUUAUCUGUAUCUAGAUAUUUAUCUUAUCAUGAUAGGUGUGAUCUGUAUCUAGAUAUUUAUCUCAUCAUGAUUGAUGUUAUCUGUAUCUGGAUAUUUAUCUCAUCAUGAUUGAUGUUAUCUGGAUACUUACCACAUGUUUGGUGUUAAAUGUAUCUAGAUAUUUUAAUUGUUAUAAAAUUAAUGGAUAGCUGUCUCCAUAUUUGAUAUUGUAAUUUUGUUAUAUCCCAAGGUUUAUUGUAUAUAAUGGUUAUGACUCUUAUCUCUUUGACAUAAGUGACAGAAUUCCUAAUUCCUUUGGGACCAUUUCUAAAAAUAUUAAGGAUUACAAUUCAAAAAUUUGGUACUAGCAUAAUGGUUUUCUUAGAAACACACAUGCUGGAUAAUGUGUUUGUAUUUUAAGUUGUUUAAUGGUCUUGUGCAUUUAGUCUUAAUGUGUAUGAAAGAUAUAAAAUGAAUUAGAACCGCAUAACAUGGCAGCCCUGAUCAUUGAGUCAACUGGCGUGGUUUCGAAUCCCCAGUUGUAUGUGACAUGGAGUAGGGUCGCCUGUCCAACCUUGUGGGUUUUCUCCGGGUCCUCUUGUUUCCUCCCACUGCUAAAGACCCCUACGCACAAGCGAAUUAUUGAAAUAUAAAAUUAAACCAUAUGUUAGUCCCGAAAUGACCUAGUUUGUGUUGAGUGGACGUUAAACCCCAUCUCUCUCUCUGUGUGAUCAGGGCGGAGAUCUAUUCUCAAAGUUCUCUGUGUUCAGAAAGGGCUGAUAGUAUGACUAGUUGAUAUGCAUACAGAAGAUUUGUCAAUGGCGGGCGCCACAGUGACUCACUGAGUAAUAGUCCGGUUCACUGGCCUGGAGGUCUCAAGUUAGCUCCCAGUAUUGGCCGAGAAAAGUUCUCAGGAUAUUUUUGUCAUAGUUGCCCUGUGUAAGUGGUGCAGGACGGAGUGCAUUACGAGAACAAUUGUCAUGUUGACUGUUGCAAUUCUAUAUAAAAGUAAGCCAUAGUGCCAUUGUCCGGACAAAAAUUCCUUCAUAGCACACUGUAUUGAACCCCAUUUCAUUUCUGUCAAUGGCAAAAUAUGGUUGUGAGAGAAAAUAUGUAAAAAUCAGGAAAAUAUAAAUACAAUUGUUAUUAAUUAUAUUUAAAUGGGUUAGGCGUAUUAUAUGUAAGACAAUAAAUAUUAUGGUUAAACUGAACAUACAUUAUGUGAAACUGGAUUGUGUAAGAAAAUAAAUAUUACGGUUAAUUUAUAAACUGAACUUAUAUUUUUUGAAACUGGAUUGUGUAAGACAAUAAAUAUUACGGUCAAACUGAACUUAUAUUAUUUGAAACUGGAUUGAGUAGGACAAUAAAUAUUAUGGUUAAACUGAACUUAUAUUAUUUGAAACUGGAUUGUGUAUAUCUUUUGUUGCUAAUUGUCUUAUUUUUGAGUGAUAUGAAGUGGAGUUUGUUUUAUAAAAGAGAUUAUUUUGAAUAUAUUGUAUGUGAUUGAACCCAUUGAUGGAAUAAAAAGAUGAUCAAAAGAAUUUGUAAAUUUAUGAU